UCGGGCAUUUUAACCACACUGAAGAAAUGUCAAAAAGAGAGGGAAACAAACUCCACCAAGAAACCCUAAAACUUGGACAGUUCACAGAGCAGAGGGUCUCUCUAUAUCUCUGCUCUAUUUCCCUUAUUCUCUUUAGGAACCAUCUGAAUAUAAAAAACCCACUUUUUAAUACAUAAAAUAACAUUUAAGCUCAACUAAUUUGUUUUUCAUUUCAUCCUUCCCCCCUCUUUUUACUGAUUUUGUAGUUUCAAACAAAGCCGUUCCCUCGCUUGAUAUGGCGAGAUUUCUUGGAAAUAUUUCUCAUCUGAGACGUUCUCUAUUAGUUCCACAGGUAUGUAGAGCAGAGGUAUUAGGUUCAUCUUCACAACUCUUUAACUUUUCUUCUAAAGCUAGGAAGAAGUCCAAGUCAGAUGGAAGUGAUUCCGGUGAGGAGAAUAUGUCCAAGAAAGAUUUAGCCCUAAAACAAGCACUGGAUCAGAUUACUAGUUCUUUUGGAAAAGGAUCUAUCAUGUGGCUUGGUCGUUCUGAGUCUACUAGGAAUGUUCCAGUAGUUUCCACUGGCUCUUUUGCUUUGGACGUUGCACUUGGAAUCGGUGGCCUUCCGAAGGGCCGUGUCGUGGAGAUAUAUGGACCAGAGGCUUCAGGGAAAACAACACUUGCACUACAUGUAAUUGCUGAAGCACAGAAACAAGGAGGUUAUUGUGUUUUCGUUGAUGCUGAGCAUGCUCUUGAUCCAGCUCUAGCUGAGACAAUUGGGGUAAAAACCGAGAAUUUGCUUCUUUCGCAACCAGAUUGUGGAGAACAGGCUCUCAGUCUUGUAGACACCCUUAUACGGAGUGGUUCGGUUGAUGUUGUUGUUGUUGACAGUGUAGCUGCCCUGGUGCCUAAAGGCGAGCUUGAUGGCGAGAUGGGUGAUGCUCAUAUGGCAAUGCAAGCCAGACUGAUGAGCCAGGCUCUUCGUAAAUUGAGCCAUUCUCUAUCAUUAUCGCAAACCAUAUUGAUUUUUAUAAACCAGGUACGGUCAAAACUUUCAACCUUUGGAUUUGGUGGGCCAACUGAAGUUACCUGUGGUGGUAAUGCCUUGAAGUUCUAUGCUUCCGUGCGACUAAAUAUUCGGAGAACUGGGUUUGUCAAGAAAGGAGAAGAGAUUGUCGGAAGUCAAGUUGCUGUGAAGAUUGUGAAGAACAAGCUUGCCCCUCCAUUUAAGAAUGCUGAAUUCGAGCUCGAGUUUGGGAAGGGAAUAUCUCGGGAAGGGGAGAUCAUAGAUCUGGCGACGAAACAAAAAUUUGUUACGAAGGCCGUCGCAUUCUACACUUAUAAUGACCGGAAAUUCCAUGGCAAAGAAGCUUUCAAAAAGUUUUUGGCUGAAAACGAAAGUGAGCGAGAAGAACUUGCGGCGAAACUUAGAGAAAAGCUACUUGAAGCCGAGAGCAAAAAGGAAAGACAUGCUGAUAUUUCUGAUGGGGAUACAUCAGAAGAAAUAAUUUCAAAGGAUACUCUUGAUGAAGAAGCCGUUACAGCCAUAGAAGCUUAAGUAGUACCCAUAUGAAUGGAAACUAAAUGAAACGUCCCCUUGCUCAUUGGACCGGCCGUUAGUUGAUUGGACUUUCCGGUGGUCAUGAUGAUGGAAGGAUUUGAUGGUUUUACGAUUCACAGCUCAAUAGUCGACCCAUUAUAAGCCAUACUUGUAUUUAUACAUGUAUGGUAUGGUAUGGUAUGGUAUUUUGGGUUUCAAAGUUUCUUGGAUGCAAUGGAUUGAAAAAAUACAUAACCUUCAUCGAAAUCUCUUAUAGGUGUCAUGUAUCUACACAACAUUCGACAUGUUAACGAGUCAAAAUAUAUGCUCUC
Molecule: messenger RNA, 1848 nt
Organism: Hibiscus syriacus
Lineage: Eukaryota; Viridiplantae; Streptophyta; Magnoliopsida; Malvales; Malvaceae
Product: DNA repair protein recA homolog 3, mitochondrial-like
Exons: 8
Coding region: 275-1534 (419 amino acids)
Biological process (GO): DNA repair
Molecular function (GO): ATP hydrolysis activity; ATP-dependent DNA damage sensor activity; ATP binding
Source: RefSeq, a predicted model, not a curated record